Messenger RNA from Dictyostelium discoideum AX4, 2145 nucleotides. RefSeq lists its product as hypothetical. The coding region runs from base 1 to 2145 and encodes 714 amino acids. The record is from RefSeq and is a predicted model, not a curated record. The transcript is spliced from 2 exons. NCBI's taxonomy places the organism in Eukaryota, Evosea, Eumycetozoa, Dictyosteliales, Dictyosteliaceae.
AUGGAUAAUUGUUCAUUGAUAAGAGUGAAUGAAGUUUGUCUUUUAAUUUUAUCAUUCUUAAAAGAUGAAAAGUUUAAAGAUACACAUGAAGUUUUCUCAAAAGAGUGUCAUAGUGUUAUUAAAAGUUUAGCAAAAUCACAGACAAAAUCAGUUAAAUCAUUAGUAUCAAUACUAAAUGAAUAUCUAAUAUUAAAAGAAGAGAAAAGAAAAAGAGAUUUGUUUAUAAAUUCAAUGGCAUUAAGUACGAAAAUAUCAACAAAUGAUGAAUUUUAUGAUAAGAUUCAUCAAUCAUUAAAUUCAAUCUAUAAUAUCGUUGAAGAUUAUUCUUAUUAUAAAAAUUUAAAAAUUCAAACAACUUCAAUAAAUGAUUCUGAAAUUGAUAUGUCUGAAUUAUUUCAAUCAACAACUUUAAAAAGAAAGAAAACUGAUACUCCAAUGACAACAACAACAACAACAACAACGCCAACAACAAAUACUACAACCCCUUCAUCAUUGAAUACUACCAAUUUAACAAAUACAUCAUCUACAAUUAAUAACGAAUUUCCAUUACCAAAUCCUCCAAAUGUAAUUAAAAAAACAAAUAUAGUGGAAACAAUAAAAGAUAAUUUAAAUACACCAAAUGGUGAUAUAUCAUCUACUUCACCAACAAAAGCAACAUCAACAACAACAACAACCACCACAACAGUUGCAUCUAAAAUGAAUACAACACCAUCAAAGAGAAAGAGUAUGACACCUAAAAAGUUAUCAACAUCACCAAACAAUGUUAAUAAUUUUAAUAGCUUUUCAAAUUAUACACCAAUUGUAAGUUUAAGUUCAAUAAAUAAUACUAUUGCCACAAACAGUUAUAAUAGUCCAACUGGUACUGGUAGUGGUGGUAGUGGUGGUGGUAGUGGUAGUGGCAAUAAUAAUUUAUGGUUGGAGGGUUUAGAAUUAGAUUUCUUAAAAAAUCCUCACUUACCUGAGAAAAUUGCAGAAUUAAUUAAUAAUCAAAUCAAUAAUAAUAAUAAUAAUAAUAAUAAUAGUGGUGGUUCUACUGAUAAUACAACAACUACCACAACUACAACCUCAAAUACAUCGACUACCUCCGCUACCAAUAGCAACAUCAAUUGGAACAAUACAGAGGAUGAAAAUAACUCUUAUGAAACUAUGGAUCUCGUUUUUCCAAAUAAUUAUAAUGGUUCUUUAAAUUCGACCCUAAAUGUAGAUAAUAUUUUAAUGUCCCUUGAAGCUGAUCCUGAAUUUUAUCAAUCAUAUACUUUAAAUACAGAUGAAAAUAAAAAUAAAAAUUAUAAUAAAAAUAAUAAUAAUGGAAAUACAGAUGAAAAUAAAAAUAAUAAUAAUAAUAACAACAACAAUAAUAAUAAUAAUAAUAAUAAUAAUAACGAUGAUAUUUUUAAAACUACAAAAACAACAAUAACAACAACAUCAACAACAGUAUCAGAACCAACUAUGGAUAAUAUUAUUAUUGAUAGUAAUAGCAGUAAUCAAAUUGAUACUGAAUUAACUCAAGAUACAUCAAUACCAAUAGUUGAGGAUACAUCAUCUUCAAAUGAUCAUAAUAUAUCUAAUGCAAAUCACAAAAGGACUCCUUUAAAUUUUUCAUCUCCAAAUAAUUCAAAAAUAUCUGUAUCAACACCAACCAAUACCUCCAAUGUAAAUUUAAACAAUCAUAACAACGACAGUAAUAAUAAUAAUAAUAAUAAUAAUAAUAAUAAUAAUAAUAAUAAUAAUAAUAAUAAUAAUAAAACACAAAUUUCUACUUCAAUUGAUAAAAUAACAUCGACAACAAAUUUAAUCACUCCAAUAACAUCAUCAGUUACAAUUGCUCCUCCUUUUAUAAAAGCAGCUACAAAAACAAAAUUAUUACCUCCGAAAAUGGAGGCUUCAACUACAACAUCUACUCCUUCCUCCUCUUCAAAGUUUAAAGAAGAAAAUAAUAAUGACAACAAUACUCUCAGUAAAAAUGUUGACAACGUUGAAAAUAAAUCAAACGAGAAUAAUCAAACAAAGACAGAAGAAGUUGAUAAUAAAAAAAAUGAAAAUACAGAAAAUAGUGAAGGUAAUUCAACAUCAAAGACUACCACAUCUCUCAAAAUUGAAGAGGUUGAUGUCGAUGACUUUUUGUCAACACUUAAUUAUAAUUAA